Messenger RNA from Eucalyptus grandis, 990 nucleotides. Its product is annotated as probable LRR receptor-like serine/threonine-protein kinase At1g56140. The transcript is spliced from 5 exons. Lineage: Eukaryota; Viridiplantae; Streptophyta; Magnoliopsida; Myrtales; Myrtaceae. The record is from RefSeq and is a predicted model, not a curated record. Gene Ontology annotation, biological process: protein phosphorylation. Gene Ontology annotation, molecular function: protein kinase activity; ATP binding. The coding region runs from base 1 to 990 and encodes 329 amino acids.
AUGGAUCAGCAAAGAAUUUUCAUUCCUCAGGGGACACAUGAUGAUGGGAGAGUUGUUGCUGUGAAGAAACUCUCUGCAACAUCCGACCAAGGAAAGAAUCAGUUUCUAGCAGAAAUUGAGACAAUAUCUGCUGUUCAACAUCGCAACCUCGUAAAUUUGUAUGGAUGUUGUGUACAUGGUGAUAAACGUCUCCUUGUGUAUGAGUUUCUAGAGAACAGUAGCCUCGAUCAUGCCUUAUUUGGGAAAACAAGCCUUCUUAUCGACUGGGGCACUCGUUAUGAUAUAUGUUUGGGCAUAGUGCGAGGACUAGCUUACCUUCAUGCAGAAUCAAGAGUUAGAAUUGUGCACAGAGAUGUGGAGGCCAGCAAUAUUCUGCUCGAUUCAAGUCUUAACCCAAAAAUUUCAGACAUUGGAUUGGCAAAGCUUUAUAAUGAUAAAAUAACUAACAUAAGCACCAGAAUUGCAGGGACAAUUGGAUAUCUGGCACCUGAGUAUGCCAUGCGUGGACACCUAACUGAGAAGGCUGAUGUCUUUGUCUUUGGCAUGGUGGCUUUAGAGAUUAUUGGUGGAAAGCCAAAAUGUGCAUCUGAAGAAGAGGCCUGGCACCUGUACGAGAACGAGCGCCAUGUCGAAUUAGUGGACCCUAGAUUAUCAGAAUUCGAAGAAGAGGAAGUUAAAAGAGUGAUUCACGUGGCCCUCCUCUGCGCCCAGAUGCAGCCAUCUCUAAGGCCGCGGAUGUCCAGUGUAGUGGCGAUGCUUCUGGGACGUACCAAUGUCAUACCUGUGCCUUCAAAGCCAGGGCACUUGACUGAUAACAUGUUUGGCAGUUUUGUCAAUAUGAUGAGCGGAACAGCGACGGAGGGAAAGUUGCGCAGUGACAACUCAUCUCCACAUAUGAGCCUGGCCAACACUGGAGAAGAGUCGCCACAAAGUGCCGUCAAGUCGACCUGCAGGUCUUUGCCCCCAAUUUUAUCCGUCUGCUUGACUUGA